AGAAGAAGAAGAAAGGAAGGAAAUGCCUUCCGUAUUGCGCGGGCGACGCAUGCAGACGUAUAGCAAAGCAUCAUUGUAACAAGCGUGGAGGUUCACUAUAAUAACAUUCAAUCAAAUCCAAACGAUAGUGGAGGAAUUGGACUCCCCAAGCAAUGUUAUACUUAAAAGGCAUUAACGAUGAUUAUUCCAGUUCGAUGCUUCACUUGUGGAAAGAUUGUGGGUAACAAGUGGGAAGCGUACCUUGGCCUUCUUCAAGCCGAGUAUACCGAAGGUGAUGCUCUUGAUGCUCUGGGCUUGAAGAGGUACUGUUGUCGGAGGAUGCUCCUUGCCCACGUGGAUCUUAUUGAGAAGUUGCUGAAUUACGCUCCACUAGAAAAGUGAUGUUACCCCUUCCAUCGUAAAAGGAAAACUAUCAACGGACUGACUCCAAGUUGUGACAUCACUAGCAGCAUGUAGACUGUGGCUAUAUAACAGUGAUGAUGGGGCAAACACCUGUGUUCAAAGUGGGAAGCCUUGAUAUAGCAAAUGUAAAAUAUCAAACUAGACUUUUCUUAAUAAAAUGAACAACGUUUCUCAA
Gadus macrocephalus (Pacific cod) is the source of this 577-nucleotide messenger RNA. RefSeq names its product RNA polymerase II, I and III subunit L (gene polr2l). The transcript is spliced from 4 exons. Gene Ontology annotation, cellular component: RNA polymerase I complex; RNA polymerase II, core complex; RNA polymerase III complex. Bases 178 to 381 code for a protein of 67 amino acids. NCBI's taxonomy places the organism in Eukaryota, Metazoa, Chordata, Actinopteri, Gadiformes, Gadidae. Gene Ontology annotation, molecular function: zinc ion binding; DNA-directed RNA polymerase activity; DNA binding. Gene Ontology annotation, biological process: tRNA transcription by RNA polymerase III; transcription by RNA polymerase I; transcription by RNA polymerase II. The record is from RefSeq and is a predicted model, not a curated record.